AUGGUGUUACUUCAGAGGAAAUAUAUAGCAAACAUUGUACCUGUGUACAAGAAAGCAGAAAAAGAUCAAGUUGAAAACUGCGGCCCCAUUGCUCUCCUCUCUAUAAUUUCGAAAGUUCUCGAGCGCUGUGUUCUUCGUAGCAACAGAGAUCACUUGGUAGUCUUGAUCAACAACUCCCAACAUGGUUUUAUUCCAGGAAAAUCUUGUACUUCCCAUCUGGUGGAAGUGCAUGACUAUAUAGGAUCUUUACUGGACGCUGGGAAACAAACUGACGUGAUCUGCAUGGAUAUGUCCAAAGCCUUUGAUAAAGUUAACCACCAAAUUCUUAUUCAUAAACUUUACAACUGCUUUGGCAUCUCUGGUAGUUUACUCGGUUGGUUCUCCUCCUACUUAUUGAACAGAAGGCAACGUGUGACUGUUCUAGGGGCUACAUCAUCUGAAAAACCUGUUUUGUCUGGAGUCUCUCAAGGUUCUAUCCUGGGUCCAAUACUCUUUAUCCUUUAUGUCAACGACCUACCUGAUGUAGUGAAUAAUGCAAAAGUAGCUUCUUUUGCUGACGACACAAAAUUAUUCAAGUGUGUCGAUUCUCACAUAGACGGUGCCUCGAUUCAAAGUGAUCUUGAUAAUCUUGAGGAGUGGUCGACUUCUUCUGGACUUGUAUUUAAUCAAAAUAAAUGCAAGUGUCAGAGAAUUACCAGGAAAAAGACUAUACCACCGAAUUCCCCUACACCAUCAAAAACAAAACCCUUGCAGUAA
Molecule: messenger RNA, 756 nt
Organism: Paramuricea clavata
Lineage: Eukaryota; Metazoa; Cnidaria; Anthozoa; Malacalcyonacea; Plexauridae
Source: the annotation of a GenBank genome assembly